AUGGCGAAUGAUGAUGACCCUGUGGACGACGAAAACCCUAGAUCUUACACUGCUAAUAACAGCAUCAUUGAUAACAAGAUGGCAGAAGUGUUCGACAUGGUUUCAAUCCACGACCAUCAGUACAAAAUGGCGACCUUCGCCUUCCACACCAACAAAACUACCACCGAAGCUUCACAUCGACCCGACUACAAGCACAAGCUAGCGUGGUCACACCAUCCUAGCCUAUGA
Molecule: messenger RNA, 228 nt
Organism: Miscanthus lutarioriparius
Lineage: Eukaryota; Viridiplantae; Streptophyta; Magnoliopsida; Poales; Poaceae
Source: the annotation of a GenBank genome assembly